Molecule: messenger RNA, 2010 nt
Organism: Aspergillus tanneri
Lineage: Eukaryota; Fungi; Ascomycota; Eurotiomycetes; Eurotiales; Aspergillaceae
Product: putative C2H2 zinc finger domain protein
Exons: 4
Coding region: 1-2010 (669 amino acids)
Source: RefSeq, a predicted model, not a curated record
AUGUCUCAAUAUGAUGAGGACAUCUAUGAUGUGCAACUCACUAUCCCAAAUUUUGGGCGGUCUCCUGAUGGACACCUGAUGCCACCUAGACUCAUAGAUACAACAACAUUGCAGAGUCAGUCAUCCUCCCUGUCACCUUCAAGCAGUGUGGGUGUAGAUCCGCUUCAAGAGAACCCUCCCCCCCAAGGCAUACCGCCGAUUGACCAGGAAGGUACUCUGAUGGGAAUCUCAUCCCAAUUGCCGAGCAUUAGCACCCAUGGGUCCGAUUUUUCAUUCGACGAGGUGAUGGGAACCAGCCCUCAGAUCGGACUACUUUCCUGCCCCCUAUAUCCAAACCCUUCAUUUGAUCAAUUAGAAAGACUGAAAAAUGAGCUGGAGCAAGUUGGAACAACAGUCCAGGAGAAUGUCUCUCAACUUAGCCUACACCAGCUGUAUGAGAGGCUAGGAAGGGAUGAAAUCAAUCACCUUGAGAGGCGAGUGGAACCACCAAACAGCUGUGAGCUUUGUAUGAAUUUGGUUGGCAACUGGGAUGAAUAUUUCAAUUGUAUCUCCAAUCACUGCCGUAUUCAUGAAGAUGAUUCUGGUGAAACUAGCGCAAGUCAGAGCAGAAGAAGCAGCCGUGACAGUGGCAAUGGUGGAAACGGCAACGGUGGGAACUUCACGGGGGGAGGAGGUAUUCCUGGAACAGGAUUCCAAAAUCUUUUCCCAUAUGGAGAUGGGGGCAACCAGAUGAAUGGUAACUCUUUCUACUCGAAUACUGGGCAGCAAUAUUACUCCCAUGGAAGCAGUUUUUCCAAUGAUGUGGGCCUUGCGUCUCUUGCAGAGAACUACUCGCCAGACGCUUCGAACUCAAGCUUCGAGCAAGCGGUGCCUUUAGAGGAACAAGUGCCUUAUUCCCAAGCCCCGGGGCAACCAACCAACCGAGAACAGCUCCGUCGAGAAACACAAGCACUCUCGGGUUGCCAACAUUUGCCUCAGGGUAAAAUAACAACAGACCUUGUGGACUCAGAUGAUGAUGACUAUAGUAGCUUACAAUCGACAUUUUCAGAAACACCGUUACGUCCUAGGCAUCGGAGUGACAGUACUAUUUUUGAAACAAAGCGUUUUGAGAGGAUGCCUACUAAAGAUCGGCAGAAGCCUCUCGAUCCUCAUCUCGAUGGUGCCUCUAACCGACAAUGCAAGAAUUGUCAUCAUAUUCUGAAUGACUGCGCACUUUGUCGAUUACAGAAACCAGAAGCUGACAGAUGCCAUGUUUGCUUUGACAGAUUGGGUCAACAGCAAGAGCGCCUAGGGGUGCCUACCCCGCAGAAUCACAUUUAUUUACAUGAUGUUGCCUCCAGCAGGAAACUGGACUGCCGCAUUGAUCCCACUGAACGCGAUAAGGAGCCAAUCAAUCUAACACAAGAAGGUCAACCAAAGAGUUGCCCUUAUCCUAUAUCAGAAGAGUCCGAGCAAUUGAAUGCAGAUUUUGAUAAUGCAUUGACUAUAAAUCAACCGCAAGCAGGGUCUCGAGCAGGAGCAAAGGAAAAGGCCCUCGAUGUUUUGCCUCCGAUUUUAGUCGAUCUAAGUCAACAGACGAAGCUUCUCCAGGAUUUGCAUCGGCCUAAACCUUUGGUCUCUCGUAGAAGAUACAAUGCAUUGCGAGCAAAGCUUCACGUCAUUGUAGAGAUCCUGGCACUCAGAGAAUCUGUCAAAUCAUCUGUUCCACAGCCUAAUAAGCGUGAUACUACUUCAUGUUCGAAUUCUAUCAUAUCGGAACAGAGUCUCUUGAUACUCCCUAGGCUUGACCUUGACCUGGGAUUACAGGAGAUUCAUUCCUCGAUUUACAUCGUUCUCGAAACACUCAAUAUGUUGAAACAACUAACAAAAGAAAAUGCGUCAACGACACUCUCUAAACACCUAUACGACGCUGAUGAUGAAAUGGCCCUCAUGAUUAUUUUGAUACCCGUGUUAGCGACAUUGCUGAGGACGCCAACUCUGCAGAUGAGUUCGGCGGCAUUUGCAUAUUGA